Hydra vulgaris (swiftwater hydra) is the source of this 6048-nucleotide messenger RNA. RefSeq lists its product as uncharacterized. The record is from RefSeq and is a predicted model, not a curated record. NCBI's taxonomy places the organism in Eukaryota, Metazoa, Cnidaria, Hydrozoa, Anthoathecata, Hydridae.
UCAGCAUUACAUGACCCCAUUACUUUUCAAAUGAACAAGAAGUACUUUAUUGUGAGUCCAAAUGAAGAAGUUGCUCUUCACAAAAAAGCUUUUGAAGAAAGUAAGAUAAACAGAUUAAAAAAAGUGCGGGAACAAGAGAAACUUGCUUCAACAUCACUUUUAAAUCAAACUAAAAACAUUAACAUAGAAUGUGUCCAAGAUAUAUUGAAACAUCUUAGGAUUGAAUUUGAAGGAAAGCAAAAAGAAGAUGUCAACAUACUGCUUGAACAACUCAAUAAUAGAUUAAAGAGCAUUGGCGAAGGGCACAAUAUUGCUAACAAAGAAAACUUUGGCAAAAUGAAAGAGUUAACUGUUGCAGAAAGAGCAUUAAUUACAAAGCGUUACAAAAGAGCUAUUAACAAGAUCUUGGAAGAAAAAGCAAAGAAUGAAAAUUCCAUUGCAGAACAGUCUAAAUUAAGAAACAAGAUUGUUGCUAUGGAAGAAAACAGAAAGCAAACUAUUCUCUUACUUCCUAAACCUUGUCCUGAUCCAAUCAUUAAUUUGAAGCCAGUAAAAGUAAAUAGUUCUAUUACCAAAAACCAAACUGCUGAAUCAUUUUCAUUGUCUUAUCAUAACUUGCAAUCUACUUUACAGCAAGCACACUAUCCAGAAAUUUUUGUAGAAAAAGUUUUAGAUGAAAAUCAGAUAAAUGCUAAACUUGCUGCAGAUGAAGAGGAAGUUAAGCAUAAAGCUCUUCUAGAAAAACGUAUGAACGAAAAUAACGAGAGACUAGAAAAAGCUGAACUACGACAUAAACAUGCUCUUCGCGAGAUUCAGUUAAAACAGCAAAAAGAAGAUCUUAUAGGAGAACUGGACCAUCUUGAGUUGAAGGAACGACUUAAAAAGAAAAAUAUUGCAGUAAAUAACAAGGUACCAACGAUUACACAGUAUCAAUGGUUACAAGAUUCAAAAAUGAAGCAGAUGAGUUUAGAGCAAGCAUUCGAAAAUGCAUACAAUCCAACAGCAGGAAUACUUAUGGAAAACUCUUUUAAGACAAAUGAAUUUGAUGAUUCUUCUGAAGACACAGAUAGUAACAUGCUACCAACACCCAACCAAAGUGAAAAUGAAGUUAAAAAAUUGAAUGAAAAUAGUUUACCAAUACCAUUAAGUCGCCUUGAAAAGUUGCGUUUGCACAUUAAGCAACAAAAAAAAGAUCAAUUGAAAAGCUUAGAAGAUUUAGUUGUAAAUAAAGCUCCAAGCUCUGAUCAAAAUGAAUCAAAUUUAUCAAAAAAUGAGUCACAAUCAUCAAAAAUGAUUGCAACCCAUCAGGCUGACAGUUUACAAUCCAUGAAUAUUAGUUCUGCUUGUGAAAGACGUUCAUGGACAUCAGUUGAAUUCAGUAGUUGUUUUAGACAUGCGCCAAGUGUAGACCAAUCUGCAUCAUCCAGUGAAAGAGGAUUAUCAAGUGAAAGAACAUCAUCUAAUGAAAAAACGUCAUCAAGAGUAGAAGUGUCAAAUGAAAAAUUAACUUCCGCAAAAAUUAAUUACACUCAGCAUCUUCUCGAACACCAACAGCAGGUUUUAAAGUUUCAAGAGUCUCUCCUAAAAACACAAAUUUUGAAUACAGCUUUAACGUCUUCUUGUACCAAUCAUGUUACUACUAGCUCAGAUGCCAUUACUCAAAAAUUAACACAGUCAUCUUCUAAGCUAAGUAUGUCUUCCCGACACUCAGAUAAUUCUUCUCUAAAACAGUAUUCUUUAAGCAAAGUUGACAACCAUUUCUCCUCUAUUGGACAUCACGCAACAUCACAACAAGCUAGUGAACACAGUGUAAUUUUAGAAAAAAUGACUUGUGAGGUUCAAAUUCAAACUUCAUUUAUAGAGGUUGAUGAUGCAACGCAAACUUCAUUUAAUGAACAAAAAAACAAUUUAGAGUAUAAAAGUUUUAAUGAAAGUAGUAAACCUCAAGAGAAUAUGCAAGACCAUAUAAUACCUAAAGAGUACACUCUAGACUACCCAAAACACACAAAACAAAAGUCAUCAGAAAUCAAAAAUAGUUCAAAGUUAAAUAGUGAUGUAGUUUCAGAGAAAAUUAAAAAUAAGAAAAUUGCUCUUCGCCAACAGUAUCCUGAACUAUUCAUGAAAAAUUCUACAAAUCCAACAGAUUCUAUAGAUCUUACAGAUUCUACAGAUAGAGUUCGUAACUACAAACAACAUAUCAAAGAUCAACAGGUAAAGCUUAAAUUAAUUCGUGAUUCUAAAAAAGAGAAAAAAGAAACAGAAAUGGAAAUACCCAUGAAUGAUGAAACUUCAAAAGAAAAAACAGAAAUAACUGUACCCACAACAUUUCUUGAUACUAAUAAAACAAAACAAUAUAAUCUCUCUUUUUCUUUACACAAUAAUAUUGAUAGAAAAGAUAACAAUAAAAUUGAUAUGCGUAAUAUUGCAGAAGAGUGUAAGCAGUUGUCCCAACAAUUAAAACAAACUAAUGUUACUGAUGGUACUAACCACAAAAAAUUUAUUGAUAAAUGUUCAGUUAAUGAGUUUUUAUUGAAGCAAACCAAUGUUGACCCACAGUUAUGGGAGAACCAUUUAACUAAAACGAAAGUUGGAAGAACUUUAGAUAUACCAACAACUUCUAAUGAAGCUGUUUUUGUAAAAAGUUCUAACACAUCAGCAAACCUGACAUCUAAUAACUCUAAGCAAUUCGAUAUAUCACAAUUGACAAGCUAUCAUUCUGUGGAAAUGAUUGAUAAGGAAAAUGAUAGAGAAUAUGAUUUUAGUUUAAUUGAUGAUCAGUUGAACAAUUUUGAUAGUUGGUUAAAAAAGCAUUGUUUUGCAGAAACAAGUCAUUCAGUAUUGUCUCAUUCAUCUCCGUCAUUAUCACCUCCUUCAUCAUUUCAAAAAGUUGAAGCUGAUGCAAAAGUUCACAUGUUGAAUUGCUCAACCAAUUUGAGUUAUCAAGAUUAUUCUCAUAGUAAUAUACCAGAUUAUUUUAAACGUGUUUCAGAAGAUCCGCCGUUUUCUCCCAUUUAUGAAAUAGAAGAAAAAACACCAUUUAGAGAAAAGAAUUUUACAUCAGCAAGUUCAUCAUCAAUUGGAUCUCUUCAAGAGCAAUUCUUAUCAGGUCCUAGCAGAACCAGUCAAAGUAGUCCUAACCAUAUAUUGCAUGGUUUAUCAGGUCCUAGCAGAACCAGUCAAAGUAGUCCUACCCAUAUAUUGCAUGGUUUAUCUGAAAAACACAAUGAACCAAACUAUGAUGACAUAAGUACAAAAUUGUUAUCAUUAAAAAAUGAUUUCAAUCAGCUUGAAUAUAAAGGUGAUUUUGUUCAGCUCCCUGCAUAUAAAGAUGGCUUAAAUCAGGGAUCUGUGAAUAAAGGUAAUUUUCAUAAACCAAUUUUUAAUGAAGAUAAUUUUAAUCAGCUCGCUGUGGUUCAAGAUGAUUAUGAUCACCAAUCUGUACAUAAAGAUAACUUUAAUCAGCUCGCUGUGGUUCAAGAUGAUUAUGAUCACCAAUCUGUACAUAAAGAUAAUUUUAAUCAGAUUCAAGAGAAUUACUACAAACAAUCUGUUGACGAUUUCAAUCAACAUUCUGUAAGUAAGAACUUACACAGCUCCUAUAUAAAUUUGAAAAAAAUCAAUUCGGAAAUCAAAGACAAUGAGUUUAUUGGUGAGUUUUACCCUUUGCAGCCAGUUCAACAGAGCUCUUUGUCUUAUGUUGAAAAUCAAGCAUUGCAGUCAUCAACAAUUACUACUGAUGUUGUUCAAUUAAACUCUGACAAAAUAGUUAACUUUGAAUGCAAUGAAGUAUUAGCUAGCACUCAACAAACAGUGAGUACAAUAAAAGCACAUGACCCUGUUUUUAUAAAGUUAGGUCAACCUUUAGAAACAACAGAUGGUUUCGAAAGGUUCUUACAGCCAGCUGUUAUCAAAGAUAGUAAUGAAGGUUCAGACGCUUUUGAACAUCCACAAGUUAAAAAAGUGCUUACUAAUGAUAAUUCUUCAUUUUCUUCUAAUGGUUCUCCAUUAUUUUUACCAGUAUCUUGUUCAUAUCAAAAGGGUGCUAAAUACUCAAUAAACAAUAGUGUUUCUACUUCAGUUGAUGACUCAUCAUAUAAUGCAACACUGAUUUCAAAAAAAGGAACCUCCUCUGACUCUCUUCAGAUUAUCCAAAAAAUCUCAGGAUUUCAAACAAAAUUAUUUAAUGAUCAUAAAGAAAUGAACGAAAAAGAGUUAAGUAUUACAGAAGAUAAAUUUCAUCGUCUAUCUCCACACAGUUCUUUCAAAUAUGAUACUUUUACAACAUUUGGACAUGACAGCCAGCUGGAGUCUUUUACAACAUUUGAAAAUGGCAGCCAUCUUGAAUCGUUUGAAAAUAAAAAUGAGCAUGCUUCAAUUGCACAUGAAAAUCAGCAAGGUUUAUUUUAUGACAAUCAUCCAGAUUCAUUUUUAAAUCCAAGUUUAACAUUCCAUGAAUUGACCAAUCAAAAUCACCAAAAUGAAUUGACCAAUGUCUACGAAACUAGUACUAGUUUACAGCUUAAUGAAUUUAAGAAUCAACCAAUCAAAUCAACAAAUAACAUUUUAGAAACACAGGUCCAAAAUGGCGGAUCAGUUGAUUUAACAACAGACAUUGUGCCUGAAAAUAUUUAUUCUUUUUCUUUAAAACAUUUUGACGAAUGGAACAAAAGAGUUUCUAACCUAGUCAACCACAAACAGUCAAAUAAUAAUUCUCAACAAGAUAAUAAAGAAAAUGAAGCAGAAUCAAAUCACCAUUAUGCAUUAAAAAGUAUUAUGCCAUAUUUUGAAGAUAUCACAAUGGAUUUUACUGCACGCAAAAUUAGUGGUUCAAGUUUUUCACGAACGUCAAUCAAUGCAGAACUAGACAGUUUUAUACCUCUUUCUCUACAAAAUAAAGGAACAAUUUUUGACUCAGUUAACCACAAGCAGUUAGAUGAUACUUCUCAACAUGAUAAUAAAGGAAAUGAAGCAGAAUCAAAUCACCAAUAUGCAUCAAAAAAUAAUAUGCCAUAUUUUGAAGAUAUCACAAUGGAUUUUACUGCACGUAAAAUUAGUGGUUCAAGUUUCUCACGAGCAUCAAUCAAUGUGGAACAAGAUAGUUUUAUACCUCUUCCUCAACAAAAUCGGAAGAGAAUUAUUUCUGAUUCUGUAGAAAAUGUUUGUUUAACCAAAGACCCUUCAAAAGAUGACAAAUUUGUUAAAAACUCACAGGAUUCCACACAGGAUUACUUUAAAGACUUCUCUUAUCAAACUAUUAAUGUUGAAAGAACUACAGAUAACAAAAGUUCACAUUUAAAUGAAAGUCAACUUGAAAUAAGCAAUAUAAAUGAUUUUACCACUGAACUCAGUGUCCUGUCAGAUCUUGAUCUUUCAAUGAUAUCUGGAUCAGUUGAUUGGUCUUCUCUUGCACCAUUUCAUGAGUCUGGCUCUUCAAGUCAAGAAUCCUUAGAAAAUAUUUUAAACUAUCAAUCUAUCUCUCAAGUUGACUUGCAAGAAAAAAAUCACAGUUUACAAGGACCUAACCAAGAAUCUGAAAAUGUAGCCUUGACAAAUGAAUCAUUUUACCACCAAAAUGGUAAACCAGAUAUACCAUUUUACAAUCAAGACAAAUCAGUGAUAGAUGAACACACAUACCAUCAAGAGCAGAGCACGGAAAAAAAUAAUCAAGUUAAAGACAUUUUACAAACAUCAAUUAAAGUAAAUAAGUUAAAUCCAAAUUCAGAUAAACUAAAAAUAGCUGAACAAUCAAGUCAAAUUAAGCUUGAUAGUGAUAUUGUUAAAGAAAAAUUAUUUGAAAGUAAAAAAAGAACAAAGAGUUUGUACGAACGGCUCCCUGAAGUGAAACAACAAAAUGCUCUUAAAGAAAAAAAUGAGUUAUUGAAACGAAACAGAGCAAAGAUGAAAGAAUAUCAUAAGAAGCUUCAGAAGACUAUUAAAAAGCGUGUCAAAAAAUGAUCAAUAAGUCGGCUGGGAACUUUUUCUUUAAAAAUUUUUUUUUUAGAUUAUUAUAAUUGUAAAUUAUUUAAAAAUUAAAUUGUAUUUAUUUUA